This is a messenger RNA of Carassius gibelio (silver crucian carp), 776 nucleotides long. Its product is annotated as tumor necrosis factor receptor superfamily member 6B. The coding region runs from base 15 to 617 and encodes 200 amino acids. The record is from RefSeq and is a predicted model, not a curated record. Lineage: Eukaryota; Metazoa; Chordata; Actinopteri; Cypriniformes; Cyprinidae. Gene Ontology annotation, molecular function: protein binding. The transcript has 3 exons.
CAGCAGCUCGUGCGAUGUUUAUCUUCACUGUAGUGCUUUUGCCGGUUCUGUCUGGAGCCGGACUGGCGGCAGAUGAACCCACUUACCGGCGUACGGAUCCGGCCACCAGACAGCAGCUGCGGUGUAAAAGGUGUCCGCCGGGAACUCGUCUGGGCGCGCACUGCACAAGCUCCAGCGAGACGGACUGCGUGCCGUGCGGCCCGGGUAUGUUCACGGAGUUCUGGAACUACAUCCCAGAAUGCCUGCGGUGCGACGCGUGCUCCGAUCACCAGCGGGUCGUUCGGCCGUGUAACGGAACCGUGAACACAGUCUGCGAAUGUGACGCCGGAUUCUACUGGAAUCAGCGCUUCUGCAGGAGACACAGCGAGUGCAAACCGGGUCACGGACUCAAAGCUUCAGAGUGUCAGAGUCACACUGAAGGCAUCAAGGGCUAUUUGACCAAGAAGGAGAGUGAUGGGGAGCUGCGCCAGAUGACCUGGCCUCCAGUCACCGGACCUGAACCCAAUCGAGAUGGUUUAGGGGUGAGCUGGACCGCAGACAGAAGGCAAAAGGGCCAACAAGUGCUAAGCAUCUCUCGGGGAACUCCUUCAAGACUGUUGGAAGACCAUUUCAGGUGACUACCUCUUGAAGCUCAUCAAGAGAAUGCCAAGAGUGUGCAAAGCAGUAAUCAAAGCAAAAGGUGGCUACUUUGAAGAACCUAGAAUAUGACAUAUUUUCAGUUGUUUCACACUUUUUUGUUAUGUAUAUAAUUCCACAUGUGUUAAUCCAUAGUUUUG